CUGUCUGUCAUGAUCAGGACGUGCCGCAGACUUGCAUUCAGUAGCCGUGUAGGCUGCUGAUCUCCAGAUUUUCUCCAAAUUCCUAUUCCCAGAUCUCUUUGAGCGAAUAGGUGGAGGAGCCAUGCUUUCAUCAGCAGCGCAAUAUCCCCUCGAGGGUGGAUGCCCAUGCAAAGCAGUCCGAUACCAAAUCCAAACGGCACCCCUAUUUGUCCACUGCUGUCAUUGCACAUGGUGCCAGCGCGAAACCGGCUCGGCCUUCGUCAUAAACAUCCUCAUCGAAGCAGACCGCGUCACCCUACUACAAGGAGAUAAUGGCGAGUCCAAUCUCGAAGUCAUCAACACGCCAUCUGCGAGCGGUUUCGGCCAGCAGAUCUCCAGGUGCAAAAGCUGCCGUGUCGCCGUGUGGAGCACCUACGGCGGCUCCGGGCCAAUUGUACGAUUUGUGCGCGCAGGCACGCUCGACCAGGCCUCUCUGGUCUCUCCGGAUGUACAUAUCUAUACCACCACCAAAGCUCCCUGGCUUACCUUUCCGGAUAAUGUUCCUGUGCUAGAGGAAUUUUAUGUUCUCGAGCAGAAGUGGCCGGAAGAGAGCCUUGCGCGGCGACAGACGUAUAUGCCUCUUGUUGAAGAGUAUCGGCGGCAGAGAGCAGCAAGGAAGGGUUGAAACUAUGGCCAUAUCAGAGUGCGUGUUUGGGGGCUGCAGGGACCUAUUAUUGUUAUCCUGCUGGCAUUGAUACCUUGUUGGCCCUGAUCAUAAUUGUUGCUGGGUUCCAUUGGAAGCACCUGAACGAAUUAAAAUGCUGGUUUCAACCAUGAGCUUCUGAGGAUGCCGUUGUGGAUGAAGUUUAUUCAUUAAUGCUAGUAAAAUUUUGUGUGCUUUGGGAUGUAGUUAUCUCUGGCCCCAUUCUCUUUGAAUUUUGUCGCCUGGGAAACGCUUCUAUAGUAUUCUGCUAUGAUGGUCUUACGGCAGGUAAGAUAUCGCACACAAAACUAUAUUUUAGGAACACGAAAAUUUAGCUGUAGGAAGUUUCCGG
This is a messenger RNA of Blastomyces dermatitidis ER-3, 1034 nucleotides long. Its product is annotated as glutathione-dependent formaldehyde-activating. Lineage: Eukaryota; Fungi; Ascomycota; Eurotiomycetes; Onygenales; Ajellomycetaceae. Gene Ontology annotation, molecular function: carbon-sulfur lyase activity. The record is from RefSeq and is a predicted model, not a curated record. The coding region runs from base 122 to 664 and encodes 180 amino acids. The transcript has 2 exons.